Molecule: messenger RNA, 492 nt
Organism: Trachymyrmex cornetzi
Lineage: Eukaryota; Metazoa; Arthropoda; Insecta; Hymenoptera; Formicidae
Exons: 1
Coding region: 1-492 (163 amino acids)
Molecular function (GO): nucleic acid binding
Source: RefSeq, a predicted model, not a curated record
AUGACUACUGAAGCUUUCUUAGCAGGUCUAAGAAUAUUUACAGCCCAAAGAGGUUUUUGUAAUGUGCUGUACUCGAACAAUGCCAAAAAUUUUGCAGGAGCAUCAAGGGAGUUGAAGGAAGUCCAUCAAUUUAUGAAGGAUCAGGCCGAUCAAAUCAAAGUCGAUAUGGUGACACAAGGUAUUGAAUGGAAAUUUAUACCUUCACGAUUCCCAAACUUUGGAGGUCUAUGGGAGGCGGCCGUUAAGGCCACCAAACGACACUUAUAUAUUGUCACGCGUAAUCUUAUAUUAACAUAUGAAGAACUCAGCACACUCUUAGCUGAAAUCGAAAGCACAUUAAACUCCCGUCCCUUGACCCCUUUGUCCUCCAACCCUGACGAUCUAACGGCAUUAACUCCCGCCCAUUUCCUACUCGGAGACUCACUACCAGAACCUGCGCAAAGAAAUUUAUUAAAUGUGUCAAAUAAUGCUGUAUCAAGAUGGCAACAUUAG